UUAUAUACCAUCUCAGCCCACAAUCAUAAAGAGGAAGCUCACGCAAAACCCUAAUAAAACCCUAAUUCACUGCACAGACGGAGAAAAGCCUGAAAAGGGAUAGAGCGAUGGAUCACAUAGCAGCAGCUGAGGAGCGAAUUGUGACGGAGAGAUUGAGGCAAAAACUAAAUGAAGUGAACUCUAUCGCUCAAUCCCAACUCUCAGGCGUCCAAGACCAUGUCAAUUUCACUCUUCAGCAAGCGUACUUUAAAUGCGCCUACGAGUGCUUCGACAGGAGAAGGCGGCAAGAAGAGAUUGGCAACUGCGUGGAAAACUGCAGUGCUCCAGUUAUGAAUGCUCAGAAUUUGGUUGAAAAUGAGAUGGCCAAAUUCCAAGAAAGAUUGAAUAGGUCUUUGAUGGUCUGCCAAGACAAAUUUGAGGGAGCCAAGCUCCAACAUACCAGAACCGAUGCCAUGAAGGAUCUGGAGUCAUGUGUUGACCAAUCAAUCCAAGACAGCAUUAAGACAUUACCACACCUUGUUGGAAGAUUGGAGGCUUCUCUCUCCGUCAAAGAUUAGAAUUACACAGUAGUAUCAUAAUCUUCAGCUUUCUGUUACUUCUCUUUUUCAUAAUUUUAUUUACAAAAUUGAUGAAAGACAUUCUGACCUGCAGUGAAUCUGGAGGCCCGAAUACAUGAAGAACUAUAAGCUCUAUUCUACCUUGUUUCUCUCACUAGCAAAUUUAGUUACCAAUUGAUUGAUUGACAUUGUUUUGUAAUGAGGGAAUUUUGUUCGACCCUAUUUUAUUGGUAAAAGAACAAAGGCAUGGGCAAGGAAAAGUAACUUAUAAACUUUACAUGGAGGAUGACCAUUACUAGUUUCAUCUUUUAACUCUGAAUUAGAUGGCCUUGAUAUAAAUUAUUGAGCCGAUUACUUUUA
Molecule: messenger RNA, 917 nt
Organism: Cornus florida
Lineage: Eukaryota; Viridiplantae; Streptophyta; Magnoliopsida; Cornales; Cornaceae
Exons: 3
Coding region: 108-557 (149 amino acids)
Cellular component (GO): cytoplasm
Source: RefSeq, a predicted model, not a curated record